AAUCAUUUUAGGAUGUGAAUUUGUUCAUGACUGCAGUUAAACUACAAAGCUACACCCACAAUCCACACUAGCAUGAUGCAGCGGUCUCUGUUGUACUGUGUGAGGAGCAGCCAUAGUCUGACACACAUCUCAGGUGCAGCCAAACCCCGCCCUGUCUUAUACCAUCCACCAUGUCCCCGACAAGUUCACACAAGCCCCCCGGUGGCCAUGCCCCGGUAUGGAGGUGGGUCACAUAACUCUGGAGGGGGAGGAGGUAAGGUCAGAUUCGCUUGUCCCAAGUGCAAGUCACUUAUCAUGUUCUACUGCAAGUUCUCUGGAACAAAACGUCACAUCAGAUGUCACAAAUGUGACGAGCUGAUCUCAGUGAAACACACCCACACCGCCGGAAGUGACCUAUCUAACACGGACAUACCUGACAUUGAGGGUCUGUACAGCAGUGAACUUCUUGAGGAACUCAGUCGUGCCCAAGAUCUGAAGAGUCUGGAUGAUAAAAGGCUAGGCAAACUGUUUGGUCCAGCGUACGAAGAACCAAACCCAGCUGAUGAGAAAGAAAAAGUUUUGAUAGAAAGUGCACCUCCACCCCGGUCUAUAUUCACUUAUCUGGACAAGUUUGUCCAGGGUCAGGACCGCGCUAAGAGAGUGCUAUCAGUCAGUAUCUACAACCACUACAAACGCCUCAGAGCUCUCCAGACAGAUAAAGAUAGAGACGAUGUACCCAGGCUGGAUAAGAGUAAUGUUCUCCUUAUAGGUCCUACUGGCAGUGGUAAAACGUACCUGUUCCAGAUGGCAGCUAAGUUGCUGGAUGUACCCAUGGUGGUCUGUGAUUGCACAUCACUAACCCAGGCAGGAUACGUGGGGGAAGAUGUAGAAAGUGUUGUAGUUAGAUUAUGGCAAGCAGCUGGACAAGACCUGGAGAGGACCCAACAAGGCAUUAUAGUUCUAGACGAGCUGGACAAAUUAGCGAGUAAGAGAAACAAGCACGGAGGUAAAGAUAUUGGAGGUGAAGGUGUUCAGCAGAGUCUUCUCAAGAUUAUAGAGGGUACUAAUGUCACCGUCACGGACAAGGCUAAAAACAAGACUUAUCAGAUAGACACGAGGAACAUACUGUUCCUGGCGUCAGGAGCGUUUAUAGGCCUGGAUCAGAUUAUAAAGAGAAGGACUGCUUCCAAGUCACUCGGGUUUGGAACUCCUAUGUCGCAGGAACAUUAUAUUAAAGCUGCUGCCAUCGAAGAAAGAAACCGGGAUUCGGACACACUUUCAGAGACCCGAAAAGACAGAAUAAAUCAGAUCAGAGACACAGAGGAAAAGAACAGGACCAAAGAUCGGCUGCUCGUUCAGGUUGAACCAAGAGAUAUCCUUGACUACGGAGUUAUACCCGAACUAGCUGGACGAAUACCUGUUGUAGUGACGCUAGACAGUCUUACCCAGGAGGAUCUAAUGAUAAUAGCAAACGACAAGGAGAGAGGUGUCAUAUCUCAGUUAAAGGAGUUACUGUCUCUUAAUGACUGUCAGCUGGAAUUUAGUGAUGACGCUUUGAAAGCGGUCGCAGAACUUGCUUUUUGCAAGAAAACAGGAGCUCGAGCCCUAAAGUCGAUAGUAGAGACGACCCUACUGGACGCCAUGUUCGAGAUCCCAGGUUCAGACAUCCAGCAUGUACUGAUCACGAGUGAUACCGUGUUGGAGAAACAGGAGCCACAGUACACUCGGCGGGAGGGGGAGGUUGUAGUUGAGCAAUAACUCUCUCUCUCUCUAAUAUCCUGAUAGGUUACAGCGGCUGUUGCCAUUAGGCUUUUAAAGGAACCUGUUAAUCCUUUCUUAUGGUUUAUAUCAGGAGAGUUUGUACCGAGACCUCUUAUAUCUUACUGUUUUAUGUAAGAGAAAUACGUUUUAGAGAUCGCUAGUUAUUUUAAACUAAUGCGAGGUUUUUCAAGCUACGAGUUUUAUGUUGGAUCGAGAUUUUGUUAAUGUCUUUUGAAGAUCGCGAUUCAUAUUAAAUCAUUACAUGGUGACAGGUGAACCCAUAAUUUAAUAAAGAUUUUUCUGAAUCUAUUAUCUACGACAAUUUCUAAACUGCAGGGUGAAACGUUUUUAAAAUAAAUUGUUAUUUUAAGCCAUCAGAAGACGAAUUAACGACAAUCGCGCCUUAAUUGUCUCACUGUAUGCACAAGUGCCAAGUGGGGUUAAAAGAUUUCUUAGUUUCAGUAAAUUAUUCGAUGUUGGUUGUUUUGUAUGGAUUGUAAAGCGUGGACAGAUUUUAAACGAAA
Bolinopsis microptera is the source of this 2264-nucleotide messenger RNA. RefSeq names its product ATP-dependent Clp protease ATP-binding subunit clpX-like, mitochondrial. Gene Ontology annotation, cellular component: mitochondrial matrix. The transcript has 13 exons. The record is from RefSeq and is a predicted model, not a curated record. Bases 73 to 1737 code for a protein of 554 amino acids. Gene Ontology annotation, molecular function: ATP binding; ATP hydrolysis activity. NCBI's taxonomy places the organism in Eukaryota, Metazoa, Ctenophora, Tentaculata, Lobata, Bolinopsidae.